Messenger RNA from Polistes dominula (European paper wasp), 3074 nucleotides. RefSeq lists its product as uncharacterized. Lineage: Eukaryota; Metazoa; Arthropoda; Insecta; Hymenoptera; Vespidae. The record is from RefSeq and is a predicted model, not a curated record. Gene Ontology annotation, molecular function: zinc ion binding.
AGGGACCAAGGCAGGAAGAAGAGAGAAAGGAGUUAAGAAGCAAGUAAGCAAGCAAGUGAGCAAGGGAACGAGCGAGCGUUUGGCUCGUCUCGGGAGUGCAGUGCACGACGAUGUCGCAAGAAUGCCAUCGUUUUCAACGUUGUCGUUGUCUUUCUUUUCGUUAUUCCGGUCGUUAUCGUUGUCGUUGUCUUUCUUGGAGAUUAGCAGCCUUCUAAUUGAACAUCGAUCAUCUUGCGUAGCUUUGCUACGCCAGGAUUUGCCGGUUCUUCGUUUCGCGAAUGCAGGUGCAGGUGCUUAUGCUUGUGCAGGUGCUGGUGAAGGUAGUGUUGUGGUUCACGUUAAAAGCUUGAGUAUUGGUGUUAGUGAGAAAGGUGAGAUAAAGAGAAAUAAAGAGCAGAUCAGAAGAAUAUUUCGAAACCGACGUUUAGUAGUCAAUGGUUGUUGGAAUUAUCGUCGUCGUUGUUGUUACCACAUAAAAGACAUCAACAUAUCUAGAAGUUGAAGAGGUGCUGGAGAACGUUCAGGAGCUGAGAAAAUCUUCGGGAGGGGGAACUCGAGUAAAAGGAUUCCGUGUAACGCGCGCUCCGAUUUGCCGGCACAGCAUCUCUUGACUGGUACGAAGAGGAAAGCAAUAGGUAGAUACAAUGUUGUCACAGGGACAAGAUACCCCUUCAAGUGGUUAUUCGUCGAACAAUGCUGUUUAUCAAGGUGCACCCUGUGGCCAGUGUCGAGAUUUGUGUCCUGCCGGUUAUGUGCCACACUUUUGGAGAAAGGUUUGCAGGAGCUGCAGGUGUCCGAGAGAAGAACAUCAACGAGCAUCGACGGAAACAGGCGGCCCAUCUGGAUUGGGCCUUGGCCCGGGCCCUCCGAUGGCGAUGGCAAUGGCGUUUCAAACUGGUGCCGGGGCAGGUUCCCAUCAGGAACCGUUCAAGAGCCCGGUGCAAGCGGCACCAGCUGGUCUUGCACUCCAGGAAGCUCUGAUGCAUCAUCAGAGGCACUCGCAGAGCGACGACGAUAGCGGAUGCGCACUCGAGGAGUACACGUGGGUACCGCCUGGCCUAAGGCCUGACCAGGUGCAUCUGUACUUCAGUAGUCUACCAGAAGAGAAAAUACCGUAUGCGGGUAGUGCCGGUGAACGGGAGAGGGUGAAACAACUGCUUCAACAGCUACCACCACACGAUAACGAAGCUAGAUAUUGUAGCGGGCUUUCGGAAGAAGAGAAACGUGAGUUGAGAGUGUUUGCGGCACAACGGAAACGGGAAGCUCUUGGUAGAGGACAUGCGAGUCAAUUGGAGAGGCCACACACCAGCGGAUGUCGAGAGUGCUCGAGGCCGAUCGCGACCGGUGAGAUGGCAGUUGCAGCGAAUCGUGCAGGUCCUUCUGCCCUUUGGCAUCCAGCCUGCUUCGUUUGCUGCGUUUGCCGGCAACUUCUCGUCGAUCUCAUUUAUUUCUGGCGAGAUGGAAGGAUCUACUGUGGUCGACAUCACGCGGAGACUUUAAAGCCACGAUGUUGCGCCUGCGAUGAAAUCAUUCUGGCUGACGAAUGCACCGAAGCCGAAGGCAGAGCUUGGCAUAUGAGACAUUUCGCGUGUCUCGAAUGUGAUCGACAGCUUGGUGGUCAGAGAUACGUUAUGAGGGAGGGACGACCAUAUUGUCUUCGUUGUUUCGAUGCCUCCUUUGCCGAGUAUUGUGAUAGCUGCGGCGAACCGAUCGGAGUCGACCAAGGUCAAAUGUCGCACGAAGGUCAACAUUGGCACGCGACAGAGGCAUGUUUUUGCUGUGCAACAUGUCGUACCUCACUUUUAGGCCGUCCCUUUCUUCCUAGACGUGGUGCUAUUUAUUGCAGUAUAGCCUGUAGUAAAGGAGAACCACCAACAACUCCGAGUGACUCUUCAGCUGGUCCCCCACCUCCACCUUGUUUCCUUAGAGGUAGAAGACAAGCAGCAACAACCAGCGAAGGUUCUUCAAGUCCACCACCACCUCCACCUCCUCCACCGCCAGGAUCUAGACACGUUUCAGGAUCGCUACGAAACUCGCCAAGAUUGACCAGGAAACAUCAGCAAGUCUCUUCCUCGAUAGCAACUACCCCAACACAGAGUACCUUGAGUCCAGAAUUCCCUACGGAAGGAUUUCCUACUAGUGGAUCUAGGGGUGGAGGUCUUGAUAGAGUACUUCUCGAAAGGAAUCUCGAGAGAUUGUUACAAGAACGUGGCUCUCAUCCUGAAGAAAAUCGUAGCGAUUUGGGAAGGCUAAUGCAAGCGAGGGACCGAGAGCCACUCCGAUGCGUUCAAAACUGUACACCUUCCCACGCUUCAAGUAUGCCUGAACUUCCUGCACCUCCAUUGCGAGCUUCAUCAUCUACGUCGGUGCCAGCUACGAGUGGUAUCGCAGCUGGUGCAUCAACAAUUACUCUUGCUCAAGAGUCACCAAUAUCACCGACGAAUCUCGCUGCAAGUCAAACGGAUCCACCGACUCCUACGUCUCGACGCGUGCGGUUUCAAGGUGACAUAGAUGUCCGCGAUCAUGGGGCACCGUCAUCGAGUAAUAUACCUCUUUCACCGGCAAACGAUACCAAUUCAUCAUCCUCACCAUCUCCACCACCAACGACGAACAAUCCUUUGUCCAGGACAAACGUUCCUCGAUCGAGAAGUUUACAGCCGGAGGAGGUCGCCAGUACGUCGACUUGGGGUGCAGCAGGAUCAUCGAGGUCAAGACUGGAGGAUACAGAGGAUGCUGAAAGUUGCUGCUCGACUUGUAGUUCUUCAAGUAGCUCCGAUGAAGCUGCAGCUUAUGCUUUACCACCUAGAAGAGCUUAUGGUGGUGUCCGUAUUUCUUAUGUACCGAACGAUGCGGUUGCGUGCGCGCGAAAACGGACUCAACCGUCUUCUUCCUCGUCGAAUCAAGCUCAAAGAGACACCGAAAAAUGCGUAGUGUCUUGAUGAUCGUGCUUCAAAAAAUAUCCCCGUUUAUUCGGCGGUUUUGUGUUACGCUUAACGUUUGUACGAUCGAUGGAUCUCUCCCCUAUCUUAGUGUGCAUUACGAGAAACGAGCUAACUAAGACUUUAGAAGAAAAA